This is a messenger RNA of Saccoglossus kowalevskii, 1146 nucleotides long. Its product is annotated as alpha-N-acetylneuraminide alpha-2,8-sialyltransferase-like. Gene Ontology annotation, molecular function: alpha-N-acetylneuraminate alpha-2,8-sialyltransferase activity. The record is from RefSeq and is a predicted model, not a curated record. NCBI's taxonomy places the organism in Eukaryota, Metazoa, Hemichordata, Enteropneusta, Harrimaniidae. Gene Ontology annotation, biological process: N-glycan processing; oligosaccharide metabolic process.
AUGAGGAAGGCGAAGCGGUUGCUCAAUCGAUAUCUUCGGUUGCCGUUCUUCUGGUUCAUAUCUGUUUGCUUAUUCUGUGUACUUGUUGUUUCACUGAUGCAGACACAUGUGCAUUCCAGUGGUGGACACAAUAGUCUAAGAAUAUUUGGCAGGCAUAGGAGUAGAAAUGUAUUCCACGCGGGUGUGGCAGCAGAACGGAAAAUCUAUUUAAAAAGAAUACGCUUACAGAGGAAACUAUCCAAAUUGUUGCCUACUCUAGGGAACUGGCAACUCAACAAAACUGGAAUAAUGGAAUUAAAACAACAACUUAAAGAUCACCUUGAACUCACACAAUUUAUUUGUACCAAAAAGAGUUGCCCGCUCGGUAGCAAGUACUAUGACACCGUUACUAUGCAUAACAGAUCAAUGACUAUCCACAAAGAAAUGCUGGAACUGUUACCAAUGGAAUCCCCUUUCAAAACAGUUGGAGCCAUGUUUAAAUCAUGCGCUGUUGUGGGCAAUGGCGGAAUUCUAAGAAACAGCAGCUGUGGUAAAAAAAUUGACCAAUCGGAUUUUGUGUUUCGAUCGAAUCUUCAACCAAUCCAAGAAUAUGUAAGGGAUGCAGGGAGCAAGGUCAACUUCAGUACUAUAUCGCAGUCUCUUCUAUCCAACUUUCGUUACCCAGACACUUAUAAAUAUAUUCUAAAUUUCACAAACUUUAACACGUCUAAGUUCAUCAGUGCUUUUGAUGAGUAUAAGGACUUUAUUUUGUGGAUUCCUAAUAGCAGAUACAGUUCCAACAUGACGUUCAAUAUUACGCAGCUUGUGAGAAAGACGACAAAUCUACAAAUGCUGCUUUACAAUGUAGAACAUUCGGAGAAAAUUCAAACCUUCUGGAAUCUGACUAGAAAGGGCCUUUCUACGGGACUGAUCCUUACAAGCAUUGGGCUUUCUCUCUGCGAUGAGGUUAACCUUUACGGAUUCUGGCCCUUUCCAUUUGACCAUAAGGGCCGCGACCUUCCCAUGCAUUAUACAGAAGACCUGCUGUGGGAUACUUAUCGUAAUUUUCAUGACUAUCCAUCUGAAUUCAUUCUUCUUACCAAACUUCAUCGGCAAGGUGUUUUGAAAUUACAUCUGGAUAAGUGUUUUGUUGACAGCCUCAGCUGA